UUACUACGGGUUUUUUUUAAAGAGAUGGUUGCAAGAAACAUACGUACAUAUUGCACGAACGUUGCGCCACUGUAUUACAUGACGGCAAAUUAGGAUUAACUUGCUGCAAGUUUUGGGGUAAUUAAAACCAUGCCAAAUCCAAGCCAUGGGUAGCAUCAAGUUUGGAUUCAUGAACUUUGCUGCGCAAGAUUACUAUACAAUCCAUUUUAAUUAUAAAGAACUUCUUAUGGAGGGUUUUUUCUGAAAUUAAUUUGGAAACCAACCAGCACAACGCAUUUUCAACGUCGGUAAAACAGCAUUGAUAAACAACAAAAUGAAUUAAAACAUGAAAACAAGCAGAAAACACUAGCACACUUGAUGUUAAGGUGGAGUUUUCUGAACAAGAUUACUCUGCAGUUCAUUCACUUAUAACUUCUUUGCCUCAUACACGAAGGCAUUAGCUCACCUGAUAUUAAAAAAGAGUUCUGGAGAAGAGUUCUUUAAAUUCCUUUUUAACCACCAUGAGUUCUCUUCUCUAUAAUGCCAUUGACAGACUCGGUAUUACAGUAGAGUUUGCAGAUCAAGAUUGGUCCAGAGUCCCUUCAACUCCUAAAUUUGUUUUGUGCAAACAGGACAAUAUUUCAGCCUUCUUGUUAAAGGAAAGCAACCAGUUGAUUUCAAAAGCAUUUUCAAUAACAGAGCAAAGUAUUGCAGUCAAUGAGAGAACUAAUCAUAUUGAGACUGAAAACUGUAGCUCCGCAGUAGAGAGUCCCUCUGGACCGAAAACUGUUUCUGAGUCAAUUGAAUCAUCAAGGGCAUCACAAAAAGCGUCAGUAGCACAGAGUACAGUCCCUACUGCUCCCAAAACUCCCCUCUGCAAGCAGAAAAAUGCCUCUGGGAUUUCAAGGGCUGCUUGUUCAUUAAAGAAUUCUAAGCAAUUGAUACCACGUGCACGGGCAAAGAAGAAGGUUCUAACUCCCAAACUAUCUGAUGCUAUAUGGAUAAAAAGAAAUAUCCCCAAAAAUAAACCCAGGUUAUCAGCAGCUUCAAAAAAAAAGAAAGCCAUGCUAAUGGCUCAUGGGCUUCCUGAACAGAUAGCCACUGACCUAUGUGUAUUGACCUUGACUGAUCUUAUUGAGAGGACACCUUCAUUAAAAGCGGUGUACCCAAAUAUACAAGCUGAACAUCUGAAACAGGUUUUGCAGGCAGUAAAUGGUCCGAAGACGCAAAUCGGAUUCGGCACAGAUAAACCUAACCCCAUCGAUACUGCACCUUUGCGCGUAGGAAUUCAGAACUCUGAACCCAUGAUUAAAGAGCAAAUGACAAAGGUCCAUCGCCAUCUGAUUUUAGCUAUCGCUGAGCAGUGGAAUGACGGCAGUGGGCCAGAAUUUUUGGAAUUUAAGCACAUGGACGGUUGGAUCAUGGUAACUUGCGUAGAUCAGCGUAGUAAGGCUUGGCUCUUAGACGAAUUGCAGUAUCUAGAGCCCUGGCCGGAAUCGCAACUCUCGAUUAUGCCAGAGCGAAAAUUGCCGAAAGUAAAUACAGCAAAAAUUAUUGCGUUCAUCCCCGGGUCAGAGGCAAGUUCUGUCCCAGAAGCUCUGGAACUUCUCAAAGCACAGAAUAAGGGUCUCAACACUGAGCAAUGGACAAUAGUUAAUCAGAAGUUAGAAAGUGGGAAGAGUUGGACUGUAACUUUCGUCAUUGACGAGGCAUCACUUAAGACACUGGAAGCUCAGGAGUGUCGGGCUGCUAUAGGCUUCUCGACAAUGAAUUUUCAAAUCAUUCCAGAAGCUGACAUCCAUAUUAAACCCGAAAAUUCCUCAGCAGCUCCCCCAACGAUAGGUUAUAUAAAACAUAUGCUUCAAGAUGCCAAAGACAGGAUUGAAGAAAUGAAACAAAAGAGACUUUCCGAUAGAAGAUCUAGAUGGGGCAGAUGGGAUGAGCCGCCGCCAAGCGUACUCGAACUACAGAGGAUGUUAGAAGCUAAGAACAGGAAUACAGCUCAACCGAUCACCGAGGACUUACGCCGGAGGGAAGAGACUUCAACGUCAGCUACAGCUCAAGUCUUUAGUACCCCUACUGCGGUUGCCCUAGACAGAAAAGCAAUGGGAGGCAUCACAGUAAUACAACAAAACUUUCCUGCUUUACCAGCUCCAGCUAAUCUCGGUGGAUUUUCUGCUCACGCAACUGGAAGAAAUCCACAUAUGGUGCCUCAUAGUAUGGAAAUUCCAGGCUUUGGUGUCCCCAAUGCGGCUGCGCUGGGUCGAAUUGGGACAGGAGGUGUCACAGUACCACAGCAAAAUAGCUUUACUGCAGGAUGCGAAAUAGGAACUAAUCUCGGCGCAUUUUCUGCCCAGGUAACUGGAAGAAAUCCAAAUAUGAUGCCUCAUAGUAUGGAAAUUCCAGGCUUUGGUGUUCCCAAUGCGACAACCCUGUGUGGCAUUGGGACAGGAGGUUUCAGAAUACCACAGCAAAAUUGCUUUACUGCAGGAAGCGAAAUAGGAACUAAUCUAAACGCAUUUUCUGCCCAGGUAACUGGAAGAAAUCUAAGUAUGAUGCCUCCUAAUACGGUAAUUCCAGGCUUUGGUGUCCCUAAUGCAGCUGCUACCAUGGGAGAAAGCGGGAUAGUAACACAACAAAAUAUCUUUUCCGCUCCAGAUAGCCAAACGCAAGAAAUUGACUACUUUCUAGGCCCUGGUGGAGGCUCUCAGUUUGUUCAGAAUCAAAUGACGAGUCACAACUCUGUCAACUAUGGUGGUGUGCCCUUAGGCCAAAAACUGAGUAUAGGAGUAGGCGAUGCAGCUUAUCAACAGAACAUAGCCCCUGCAACAUACCCAUACUCAAAUCCACCGUACUAUAUGAAUUGUUACCAAGAUUCCCAAGCUGCGAUGUCUAUGCUUAACCAGAAAAGUGGUCAGCAAGGCCCAGUCGCUCAAUCAUCGAGGAACAAUAAUGGAUCCGAAAGGGGCAUGGACUCCAGUCCAACUAAAGAGCUUUCUGAAGAGGGAUAUAGAUCAUGGAUCAUAGAGGAAACCAAAAGAUUUGACUCAAAUUUGGAAGACCACAGCUCUCUGGCAUCUACAGGAGCAUUGUCACCAACACCAUCGCCGCCAACACCACCACCACCACCAACACCAUCACCACCACCACCGCCAAUUAUAAGCAAUUAUCGUGCCCCAAUGGACCAAGAUCCUGAUCGCUGGUCUCCAUUUGAUCAGAAUAGUAAGGGAACAUACCAAGACAUGCAUUCAAGAUCAUACAUGGAACGGCUAUCUACUCAAGCUAGGGAUCUAGACUCUCCUAAUCAUAGAAGGCGUUCGUAUGAUCGAGAUAGUAUUUCAAGAUUCGAUAGGCUACAGUCGCCUCAAGCUGAGAGCGAUAGAGACAUUAGAGACUCGGAUAUCGAGGAUUAUGAAAGUUACAAAAGAAGCCAGAGCAUUAGAGAAAUAAAAGAGGAACAGGUCAGUCUCUCACAUGAGUUUAGAUCGCCGGAGAGACGAAGUGGUUGUAAACACCAAAAUAUCGAGGACUCGGAAAGCUAUGAAAGUAGCUGGCGUAGUACGGAGAAGAGGAGCGAUCGGGACGUACAUUCAAGACCAAAUAGGCGACAGUCGCCUCAAGCUGAGAGCGAUAGAGACUCGCAUAUCGAGGAUUAUGAAAGUUACAAAGGAACCCAGAGCAUUAGAAAAAUAAAAGAGGAACAGGUCAGUCCCUCACAUGAGUUUAGGUCGCCGGAGAGACGAAGUGGUUGUAAACACCAAAAUAUCGAGGACUCGGAAAGCUGUGAAAGUACCUGGCGUAGUACGGAGAAGAGGAGCAAUCGGGACGUACCUUCAAGACCAAAUAGGCGACAGUCGCCUCAAGAUGAGAGCGAUAGAGACUCGCAUAUCGAGGAUUAUGAAAGUUACAAAAGAAGCCAGAGCAUUAGAAAAAUAAAAGAGGAACAGGUCAGUCCCUCACAUGAGUUUAGGUCGCCGGAGAGACGAACUGGUUGUAAGCACAUAAAUAUCGAGGACUCGGAAAGCUAUGAAGGUAGCUGGCGUAGUACGGAGAAGAGGAGCGAUCGGAAUGUACCUUCAAGACCAAAUAGGCGACAGUCGCCUCAAGCUAAGAGCGAUAGAGACUCGCAUAUCGAGGAUUAUGAAAGUUGCAAAGGAACCCAGAGCAUUAGAGAAAUAAAAGAGGAACAGGUCAGUCCCUCACAUGAGUUUAGGUCGCCGGAGAGACGAAGUGGUUGUAAACACCAAAAUAUCGAGGACUCGGAAAGCUGUGAAAGUACCUGGCGUAGUACGGAGAAGAGGAGCAAUCGGGACGUACCUUCAAGACCAAAUAGGCGACAGUCGCCUCAAGAUGAGAGCGAUAGAGACUCGCAUAUCGAGGAUUAUGAAAGUUAUAAAAGAAGCCAGAGCAUUAGAGAAAUAAAAGAGGAACAGGUCAGUCCCUCACAUGAGUUUAGGUCGCCGGAGAGACGAAGUGGUUGUAAACACCAAAAUAUCGAGGACUCGGAAAGCUGUGAAAGUAUCUGGCCUAGUACGGAGAAGAGGAGCGAUCGGGACGUACCUUCAAGACCAAAUAGGGGAUCGCCGCAAUCAAGGAGUGAUUAUGAAGAUAGAGAGAUUAUGGAGGCUAUAUGGAGCCUACUGGAAAGGAGUGAUCAGAGCAGAGCCUUAAGCCCAGACAGAAGAUCACCGCAACCAAAGAUAGAUUCUAGAACCCGGAAUAUCGAGGGCUCUGAAACCAAUGAAAGGAGCCGGAGUAGUAGAGAGGAAACAGAUGAUUUGAAUAGAUCCUUAAAAUCCGAAAGAAGAUCACCACAACCAAUGAAAGUUUAUACACCCCGGAAUAUCGAGGGCUCUGAAACCAAUGAAAGGAGCCGGAGUAGUAGAGAGGAAAAAGAUGAUUUAGACGGAUCCUUAAGACCAGAUAGAAAAUCCCCGCAACCAAGUAGAGAUCAAGAUUAUACACCCCGUAAUAUCGAGGGCUCUGAAACCAAUCCAUUGAACCAGACUAAUAGGGAGGAAUUAGAUGUUUUGGACAAAUCCCUGAGACCAGAUAGAAAAUCACCACAACCAAGGAGAGAUUAUACACCCCGUAAUAUCGAGGGCUCUGAAACCAAUCAAAUGAGCCAGAUUAAUAGGGAGGAAAGAGAUGUUUUGGACAAAUCCCUGAGACCAGAUAGAAAAUCACCACAACCAAGGAGAGGUUUUAGACCCCAGAAGGAAGAGGAUGUUCGGGACGGAUUCCCAAGACUACAUAGAAGAUCGCCUCAACCUAGUAGAAAUAUCAGACCCCGGAUUAUCGAAAGCUAUGAAACGACUCGAAUUAGAAGGGAAAGGUUAAUCGAUCGGAACAGACCAAGGUUAAAUAGACCAUCUCCAGUGAGAAGCGGUUUUAGACGCGAGAAUAUUCAGGACUCUCACGCUAGGUUCCAGGAUAGGAGGCGAGAAGGACCAGGAACUUGGAAUAGGGGAGAUCAGAGGCCGAGAGAGAGGGAUGGACAUGUUCGAGACAGGUCUCCAGUCCCGUCAAGAUCAACAGCAAAUCCGCGUGAAAUCCGGAGGCCCGACAUGAGGCCGCGGCGGUAGUCACACAUCAUCGGCGGCGUGCUCAUGUAAGUUAAUAAGCUUAUACACUUGUUAGUUUCCUUUCUUUUACAUUUUUAAGCAAACUACGUACCAUUAAUAAAAUAUUUAGCAAU
Molecule: messenger RNA, 5677 nt
Organism: Cydia strobilella
Lineage: Eukaryota; Metazoa; Arthropoda; Insecta; Lepidoptera; Tortricidae
Exons: 2
Coding region: 501-5564 (1687 amino acids)
Source: RefSeq, a predicted model, not a curated record